Corythoichthys intestinalis (scribbled pipefish) is the source of this 4704-nucleotide messenger RNA. RefSeq names its product lysine-specific demethylase phf2-like. The record is from RefSeq and is a predicted model, not a curated record. Gene Ontology annotation, biological process: regulation of transcription by RNA polymerase II; protein demethylation. The coding region runs from base 191 to 3430 and encodes 1079 amino acids. The transcript has 22 exons. Gene Ontology annotation, molecular function: histone demethylase activity; transcription coregulator activity. Lineage: Eukaryota; Metazoa; Chordata; Actinopteri; Syngnathiformes; Syngnathidae.
AAAAAAAAUAUUUCACCAGAGCAUCUGAGACACUAAUUGAUUUUUGAUUUCAACCCUUACAAUAUGAGGACUCCUCAAAAAGUCCCCAUCUUGUUUGGAGUCGUGGGUGUGUUACGACGCCGAGCUCCCCCGGCCCGAACCCCUUCUUCACACAUCCACACGCACACGAAGCGGUGCUUGUGAAUCGAACAUGGCGACCGUACCCGUCUAUUGCAUCUGCAGAUUACCUUACGACGUGACCCAAUUUAUGAUUGAGUGCGAUGCUUGCAAGGACUGGUUUCACGGCAGCUGUGUUGGUGUGGACGAAGAUGAUGCCCCAGAUAUUGACAUAUACCAUUGUCCAAACUGUGAGAAGACUCACGGCAAAUCCACAUCAAAAAGGAAAAAAAAUUGGGACAAACAUGACACUUGGCAAAGCACAGAUCUCCAAGCUGUUCAAAAUGGCAGUCAAGUUUUCAUAAAGGAGCUCCGUAGUAGAACAUUUCCAAGUGCUGAAGAUAUUGUCGUUAAAUUAAGUGGCAGUCAGCUGACGAUGGAUUACCUGGAGGAGCACGGUUUUGAGGAACCUAUCCUUGUUCAGAAAAAAGAUGGCUUGGGAAUGUCUAUGCCACCUCCGUCCUUCUACAUCAGUGAUGUGGAAAAUUAUGUUGGUCCUGAUGUUGGAGUUGAUGUUGUUGAUGUCACCAAACAGACUGAUAGCAAGAUGAAACUCAAAGAUUUUGUUGAUUAUUAUUAUAGCACAAACAGAAAGAAAGUUUUAAAUAUAAUCAAUCUGGAGUUCUCUGACUCAAGGAUGAACAGUAUUGUGGAGAGUCCACAAAUUGUACAGAGAUUGUCUUGGGUUGAAAACUACUGGCCUGAAAAUGCACUGCUUGGAAAGCCGAAAGUCACUAAAUACUGUCUGAUCUGUGUGAAAGACAGUUACACAGAUUUUCACAUUGAGUGUGGCGGUGCCUCUGUCUGGUAUCAUGUAUUAAAGGGAGAAAAGAUCUUUUUUCUCAUCAAGCCAACCUCUGCCAAUCUUUCUCUGUAUGAGCGUUGGAGGUCGUCAUCCAAUCACAGCGAAAUGUUCUUUGCUGACCAAGUGGACAAGUGUUACAAAUGCCCUCUGAAGCAAGGACAGACUUUGUUCAUCCCAUCAGGUUGGAUCAAUGCCAUUCUGACUCCAGUUGACUGCUUAGCAUUCUCUGGCCAUUUUGUCCAUAACCUGAGCGUCGAGAUGCAGAUGAGAGCUAAUGAAAUUGAGAAGCGACUGAAGAUGAAAACACUCACCCCUUUCCCCAACUUUGAAACAGCAUGCUGGUAUGUGGGAUGCCAUCUCCUCGAACGAUUCAAAGGAUUACAUAAAGCAAAUAAGCAGCCAGCACCAUAUCUGGUCCAUGGUGCCAAAAUCAUCAAUGGAGCCUUUAGAGCAUGGACAAAAAAACAGUCCCUCUUAGAACAUGAAGAUGAACUUCCAGAGAACUUGAAACCUUCACAGCUAAUCAAAGAUCUUGCCAGAGAGAUUAGACUCUCAGAGAAUGCGACGAAAGCUACUAAGAGUGAGUUGCCAGUGGAGGGCCUCUCACUACCCCACUCUGAUCCUGAAGAUCCUGUUUCACCAUCCGAAGUUCCUUCACCGAGCUUUGAGAGAGUCAGAAAGAUACCCCUCAACCCCCCAACACCCCAUAGAACUUCCAGUCUCUCAAAGAUGCCAAAUGGGCCUAAACCUCAGAAAAUACUCAAAGCCAAAGAGGGUGGUAAAAAGCAAUUGAAAACUGUAACAGAUUCGCCCUCUCCACCUAAACCCUCCAGUUUCACAGCUCUGGAGUCCCAUGCAAAGGAUAUUUUGCGCAAAAUGGACCAGCCUAAGAAACCAAAGGGUCUGAAGAAUAUUGUGAUGUCAGAAAAAGAAACGUUAAAGCAAAAUGAUGUGAAAAAGUUGGAAAUUAGAGAGCAGAAUAAAAACAAGACUGAAGCAAAAUGGAAAUACAAGAAUAGUAGACCAGACUCCCUGCUAAAAAUGGAAGAGGACUGCAAAUUUGACAGAACGUCAGUUUUUGGCAAUAAAUUCAGCUUUACACUGGCCCAGAAAAUCUUGGGCUCAAAGACAUCAAAAAUGAAGACUGACACAAGUAUUUUUGGGACAACGCAAAACUUAAAAGAGGAUAAACCCAAGCCAGUUAGAGAUGAGUAUGAAUAUGUCUCAGAUGAAGGUGAACUGAAGAUUGAGGAAUUUCCAAUUCGACGGCAAAAGAACACCAUAAAGAGAGACCUUUCCUUUUUGUCAGAAAUCAGAGAACCAAUUCACCCAACCAAAAAACCCAAGACCAAGCCCUUGGCAUCAAAGAAUCAGAGUGCUGAUUCUUCAGAUGAAGAAACUCUACAUAUAGACACAGACGCCAAGCCUGAUGGUAAAAGUCGCAAUUUAAACAUGAAAAGAAAGAAAAGAAAAAGUGGGAGUGCGACAGGGAUCCUUGACUUACUGCAAGCCAGCAAGCAAGUGGGCGGAAUGGAUUACAGUACCAAUAGUCAGCGACCUGCAUCUCCAAGCACACAAGAGGCCAUUCAGGGCAUGCUGUCAAUGGCAAAUCUGCCAUCGUCAGAUAAUUUGCAGCAGCAGUGGAGCAGCAAUCACUCAAGAAACAGUAGUCAGUCAAAGGACAUCUGCAGCAUGCAAAAUUCGCUGACCAGCAAGAAGGCCACAAGAGGAGUUCAAAUUGGCCGCACCAGCAAUAACAAGCAGUUCACUAAACGCUUCUUGACGAAACCUCAGAAGAGCAGCAGUAUUGAGACUAUCGAUUAUGAUGACCAGGAUCACAUGGAUGCAUGCUUCAAAGACUCAGAUUAUGUUUAUCCAUCAUUGGAGUCAGAGGAGGACAAUCCUGUUUUUAAAUCCAGAUCAAAAAAACGGAAAAACAGCGAUGAUAUACCAUACAGUCCAACAGCUCGCAUAGUACCCUCAGUUCCUCGACAGGGAAGGCCUGCAAGAGAAGGCGCACGUGUUGCCUCCAUAGAAACCGGCCUGGCUACUGCUGCAGCAAAGCUAUCUCAUCAGGAGGAGCGACAAAAAACAAAGAAGAAAGUCAUCAAAAAGAAGACGACACUAGUAGAGGAGCCACCAAAUGUCUCUCAAGAUGUUAGCUCGUCAGACCACAAUGAGGACUCACAGGAUGGCGACCUCACAGACCAUGAGCUGAAUAGCGAAACAAUCAAGUUGCCAGCAGGGUCGCAGCCCAUGGCACCAGGAGUGUUUCUCAGCCAAAGGACAACAUCAGUGUCUUCUCCGAAGCGUAACUCUACUGGCGCCAAUAGCCAUCCGAUAACAAAAGGGGAUCGUGGUGUUUCUGCAGAUGUUAAAGCGAAGCGGCUAAAGAAAGGCAUGGCAACAGCAAAACAGAGACUUGGAAAGAUUUUAAAGAUCCAUCGAAAUGGAAAACUCCUCCUGUAGCAUAAAGGACUAAAGUCAUGGACCCUCUUUUUUUCCUGAUUACAAGAAAAGAAAAAGAUGAAAUGGCCUCUCCUUAUACUUAACUUUGAGCUAUUAAACUGUACAUUACCUACUAUAAAUAUGUUUUUUUUUUGUUUUUUUUUAAAUAAAACAUGUCUGAUUUUACUACAUUAUAGUUAUCUGGGGUUAUAAAAGUACAUUGCAAGCAUUCCAAUAUUUCUUUGCAUGUAUUCAAUUGCAUAUGUUCUCGGGUUUGGUCAUUUUGAAGGGGAUUUUUGUCCUUAAUAUUUCUUGUAUAACAUGUCAAAUAGAAAGUGUGCAUAUCGCAUUCUAUCCUGCUGGACUUUAAUGGACCCCCCACCUUUUUUUUUGGUGGCCCUAGUGAACUGUUUUUAUUUUUUUGUUUGUUUUUCACGCCGACUAUGGUCACCUAUACAAUAUACGUUGCAAUUUUUGCCACAACCUAUUGACAAUGGGAAAUUCCAUGAAAUUAUUGCCAAAUAUUGUUGUAGUGUUUUUCAUUUACCAGGUAGAUGGGGCAAAACCUGACCAUUAUUUAUAUUUGUCAAAGUACAGGCAGGAACCUUGUAUGGGCCAAAUUGAAGCUUUUUCAGGGAUGUUAUAGCCUCAUGAUUUUCAUUUCAAGGGUGAGCUUGUGCAGGUCGUCGAUAUUUUUCCCCAAAAUAUAUAUUUUUGUCUCAUGUUGCUGGAAAUGUUUGGCAUUUACUCAUCGAGUUGGAGCAUGUUGUGCAUGUUUUGCAGAGAAAACGUAUUUUGAAAAUAUUUACAAUAUACAUUUAAUUUCCUUCAUCUAAACAAAUUGCUUCGAGGUUACAGCCAUUUCUUUGUUCGUGAUGUCAUUUGACAGCCACUUCUUUGUUCGUGGUGUCAUAUUUGCGAAGACCAACGUUUGCACACCAGCCACGCCCACAUCUUUCAAGAUUUAUAGCCUCAAGCAAUCAGGCUUCCACUUAUUUUGAUGCCAGCUAGGUCAACGUGGUGAGUGUGGGUCCUUGAAAUGUAGCGCCAACGGCAGCCACAGUAUUAGUUUGGUAUCACCCUCGUCUUUGUGGCGGGGCUCCGGCGCGGGGCCUCCUCUUUGCCUGGGCUGCCGGAUGCGGGAACGGUCAAGGAUCCGGUCCCGCAGCGGUCUUUCGGCAUUCUCCUGCCUCUGCCUUUCUCUCACAUUUCUACCUGGGCAUCCUCCUCGGGCCCAGGCUCGGGCUGCCGGCAGAGUGCCGGUGGGUCGGCAGGUCAGCGCCACCUCCAGGUGG